Sinocyclocheilus grahami is the source of this 2377-nucleotide messenger RNA. Its product is annotated as nyctalopin-like. The transcript has 3 exons. Gene Ontology annotation, molecular function: protein binding. NCBI's taxonomy places the organism in Eukaryota, Metazoa, Chordata, Actinopteri, Cypriniformes, Cyprinidae. Bases 399 to 1808 code for a protein of 469 amino acids. Gene Ontology annotation, cellular component: plasma membrane. The record is from RefSeq and is a predicted model, not a curated record.
UGUUUCCUGAAAUGUUUACAUUAUGGUUCAGUAUCUCAUGACCACCGGUUUAUAUAAGGAGAUUGCAGCCUGUAAUCUGUAUGUACUAUUGAGGCCCAGCGGGUCAUUUCUACUCGCUUUGAUUUCAGAGUACUGCUUUAAACGCUUAUAAUCCCAGGAUUUUUCUGCCAUUAAGUGAUGGCUUUCUGAAGGGGAGCGCUGAUGAUAGUGGAUGUGUGCACAUACAAACAUUCAUAUUUUCUCUUGGAGCGAAGCAGUACAGACAUAGUCAUGGUGGGCAAACUUAUGGAUGAACUUUUAUUAGUUGUCUGUGCAGGAGAACCUUUACUGAACAUGCUUGACAGUGGAAAUGCUUAAGUUAAUUUAUCUUAAAAAUCCAGAGUUGAGAGGUACCAGUGAUGCGUUUCAUCGUUAUUGCUGUGUACUUCCUCCUCCUCCUCCCCCCUCAUGCCCUGGCCCUGUGGGCCUGCACGCGCUCUUGCCCUCCCAGUUGCACGUGUUCUCAGGAGAAGAGUUGCAGCGUCCUGUGUGACCACGUCAACAUGAUGGACCUGCCCAAAGAGUUCCCCUGCGAGGCAUCCUCCAUCAACCUGGACAAGAACAGCAUCAAGUUUCUGUCCGAGCGGGCCUUUGGCACCCUGCCUUCACUCAAGACACUCUCGCUCAACCACAACAACAUCUCCUUCAUCACGCCGGGAGCAUUUAAAGGGCUGCCCAACUUGCUGGAGCUCAAGUUGGCCCACAACGAGCACAUACGCUACCUGCACACUCGCUCCUUCACAGCAAUCAAACGCUUGGUGCGCCUGGACCUCUCUGACUGCAACCUGUUCAACAUGCCAGACCGCAUCUUCCUGGAGCAAAUCUUCCUGAAGGAACUGCUGUGUUUCCAAAACAACUUUCGACGUGUUCCCGGGGCCCUAAGGGGGAUGGAAAACCUCACACACGUUUACUUGGAGCGCAACAAGAUUGAAGCGGUGGCCUACAACUCUUUGUUGGGCCUAACCAACCUCAAGUACCUCAACUUACAGGAGAAUCGCAUAAAUGUGAUACAUGAUGAGGCCUUCAAAGAUCUAGUGCGUCUGGAGAACUUCUACCUGAACGAUAAUCUGUUGGUCGACUUGCCCCAGCAGGCUUUCAAGGGCCUAAGCAACAUAAAAACGCUGAAUCUGGGUGGGAAUGUAUUGACCAAUGUGUCCAAAACAUGGUUCAGUGACCUGGUGGAGCUGGAGGUGCUGUACCUGGAUCGAAACCGGCUGUCCUAUAUCGAGGAGGGUGCCUUUGAGAACUUGACGAGCCUCAUCACGCUGCACCUCAACAGCAACAAUCUGACGUCUCUGCCCUUCUCUGUCUUCCAGCCCAUCUAUUUCAUCGGCCACCUGUAUCUCUUUCGAAACCCCUGGGAGUGUACCUGCGACCUGGAGUGGUUGAGGGAGUGGAUGGAGAGUUAUAAGUUGGUGAGGGACGUUCCAUGCGCUUCUCCAUCCUCAGUGGCUGGCUUGGACCUGAGUGAAGUUGUCUACGCCCACCUGAACGCCACCUGUCUGGAUCCCCCGGAGCUCAACCUGACCACAUCUCCUUCUGAGUAUUCCACCAUGGAGAACAAGUUCAAUAGCCUCAUCUCCAAGCUUCUACAGCAGGAACUGAGGGAAGAGAUGGUCAACGUCACGGAUGGUCUGAGGAACGGCACCCAGCAGGACCUUGCUGAGAGUCAGGUUUCUUCUGGACAUGGACUGUUUGGUGCUCUUCCGACUGUGUCUCUUCUUGUGAUUCUUUUUCAAGUCGAGAUUGACUGCAUUAAUGCCUCUUGAGAGUCUGGUGAAUACCAGAAGGGAUUGAAGUGCAUCCAAGAGUGGAAGUAAUUUUCCAUUAUGGGAAAUGUUUGGAUUUAAGACCGUGAUGAAAUGUUUGAUCUAUCUUGCCAUAGAUGAUGUGGUUUUUCUCAUGUUGAAUACGGAUAUAAUGGAGUUGGAGAUGAUCAUCUCUUUAAAUGAAUUGAAACUGGUCUUGAAGGGAAAGGAGCAUGUUUUAAGCAAAUAAGACUAAAGGACUUUUGUUUUGCCAGUGCAAAGGAUUCAUUAAAGUGUAACUGAGGGCCAUUUUGUGAGAACUGCAACUAGGCACAACGGUUUUUGUCAUUUAUUUUUUAUCUAGAUUUGAUUUAAAACAUCUUAACGCGUCUAUAGUAUGAAUACAUUGUACAUAUUCUGUUGCAUAACUUUGUAACAUUUGUUGUGUAGGAGAUUUAUCUGAUAAAACUUCUUGCUAUCAUUUCACCAGAUGGCAUAACAUGCUGUCCUCUUUGUUUGGAUCAUUGAACUGGGUAAGGUUUCAGUUCUGGAAAAUGCAUUAGUCCUCCUAUUCUGUAAAGCUUAAGUGC